UCUACCUACACCUCAAAUAAUUCCUGCCGCAAGUGCAUUUAUCAAUCGCGAGAUCUGUUUGUCGUUGCGGAGCAUUACAUUCUAGUCUACCACGCAAUCACCCAGACUCGAACCACUGCGCACGUCACAAAAGCGACCACUUCUGCUAAUUGUGCUUGUUCCCGAGCUGUACAUCUCUCUCCCGAUCCUGCCCAUCAGCAUACCCCAUGAUGGCGUCAGGACACAAUGACCCCAAAUUGCUAUACGCGAUAGCAGGUGUAUCGGCGUACCACCUUUCACAUGGCAAGGAGGAGUCCCUCACACCGGCCGGCCCCCAAACACUCUCUCUGCUGAUGGUUCCUACAUCAUCGCCGUUCGCCGAUACUUCAACUUUUGAGAACGGUUCCACCGAGGAAGACUUCUACCUCCACCUUCACCUACCGCCCGAGUUAGACAUUCCACUUCCCGCGACCACGCAGAUCUAUCACCAGCCACCGACUAGCUAUCUCAUCCCACGAUGGGACUUGGGUCCUGAGAGCGGCGCAUUCACACGACUCGAGUUUCCCUCCGUCGGCAGCCGCGAGGGAUUGCAAGAGGACGUAGACACAUUCGAGACUAUACUUGCGCAAUGCACCGCGUUUUUGGAGAGGGCACCGCCCCCCAAGGCUGCGAAGAAGGCGAAGGGCUCAGCAGCAUCGUCUAAAGCGCCGUCGCCCACCAUGUCCAAGGCCAAGUUAGCGUCCGCGGAGGAUUUACCCGCAUACAAUCCGGCCGCCUUCGCCCCGGGAGAGGCAUAUGCGAAGGGAAGCCACAGCUCCCACAACGGUGGUCAAAUUGUACUCAUAGAUGAAGAAGAUGGUAGCGUUAUUGGGGAACUUGGUGACGGCUACCAAGUUGUGGAAGAUAGUGCUUUGAAGCCAGGAUCCAAAGACCCUGUGGAAAUAGUUCUGCCGGGGGCAGGAGCCACGGCGAUUGCGGUUGCACCUGCUUCUCAGGAGUAUAUGGAUAUGGAAUUGCAUCCAGCUUACAAAAAGUCGUUUCUCGUCUCGAAGGCUGCUUAUGCAUCUCGACUGAUUGUCACAACGUCCGAUCUGGUUUCCAAGGGGUUGCAAAGCCAGGCAGACAGCUACACGCAAAAGACAAAGCCAGGGGACAGGGCUGUUACCUUCACGCCAGCUACACAUGAUCGGGUUCGUCGGAUCAGCAAAUUCUCGGGCGGGGUUGCCGACUUGUCGUCCAAGACAGUUGGCCAGGUCAGCAAGGUGGCGCAGAAUCUCGGGGCAAGUCUCUCUAGAAAGAAGGCUAAGGACGGAUCAUCGCGGGGAUUCGGGCCAGAUGGACAACCGCUUGACACAUACAAGCCGGGAUUAUUGAACAAGAGCCUGAUGGCUUUUACGACCAUCGCUGAUGGAAUUGACCAAGCAUCGCGCAAUCUCAUGACGGGGACGUCGUCCGCUGCGACGAGCGUGGUCACUCACAAAUGGGGCGCCGAAGCCGGGGAGUUGUCAAAACACCUGGGUGGCAGCGUCAAGAACGUCGGGCUGGUAUACAUUGAUGUCACGGGUGUCUCUCGCAAGGCCAUAAUUAAAGCGGUCGGGAAGGGCAUGGUUCGUCAACUACAUUUCCCCACCCCCCUUUCUGUCAUGUUUUAUGAGGAGAAGGCUCUUAAUACAGGGCUUAUCUACUCAUAAAACAAGAUAUGAACCUCCCCUAAGAUGGUCCAGACAUAGUAAUUACUAACACCGAGUGUU
Pseudomassariella vexata is the source of this 1730-nucleotide messenger RNA. RefSeq names its product senescence-associated protein-domain-containing protein. Gene Ontology annotation, cellular component: plasma membrane. Gene Ontology annotation, biological process: cell division. The transcript has 3 exons. The coding region runs from base 207 to 1670 and encodes 487 amino acids. NCBI's taxonomy places the organism in Eukaryota, Fungi, Ascomycota, Sordariomycetes, Amphisphaeriales, Pseudomassariaceae. The record is from RefSeq and is a predicted model, not a curated record.